Necator americanus (New World hookworm) is the source of this 1656-nucleotide messenger RNA. RefSeq lists its product as uncharacterized. The record is from RefSeq and is a predicted model, not a curated record. The transcript has 19 exons. NCBI's taxonomy places the organism in Eukaryota, Metazoa, Nematoda, Chromadorea, Rhabditida, Ancylostomatidae. Bases 1 to 1656 code for a protein of 551 amino acids.
AUGCCCGCAUGUAGUACAACGGAGCGACGGCACAAGGUUCACGAUUCCUUCAACGCAUGCGGAAUUAUGGAUUUUUCGUUCGAAAAAUGCACGUGUUCUGUUGGUUUCUUUCUUGACAACGCCUAUCGUAAAGUGUCUAACUUGGACUGUUUCGCUGACGCUAGAAACAAGUCUCUGCUUAUUCUCUUCCGAUCCAUUCACGCACCUACGACGAUUGGCUCAGCGAUUUACGCGAAGUUCUUCGCCUCAUCAUCUACCUCUUCCAUUCACCGUACCGGAAUGAUAUGUCGGUCGUUAAUCGCCUUUGCAGUCAUUAUUCAUCAAAUCUCGUCCCAGAAUCUGGUAAUCGUUGAAGGUCAUCGACCGUCUAGAGUGAUCAAGAGUCAACGACGACACAAUAUUUCUAAACGUGCAAAUGUUCACGACAGUGCAAAGGAUGUGAUCUACGCUCCUUUGGAUGGUCAACGAGUGAUCACAAAAGGAAUAUAUUACGUGAAUGGAAGAUCCAAAACCGAAGAUGAAAUCUAUGAAUCCGUUCUGCUUAACGGUAGCGACAGUACUGAUGGAAUCGAUCCAUUCUUUGUUACUCGUCCACCUCACAGAACUACCGUAGCUGUGAAGUACAACAUCCAUGAAUCUACGCCUCAACAGUCUAUAAAUAGUGUGGAUGAAGUGGAGGAAGAAAUUGACGGAGGCGAAGUAGAGCAGGAAAAUCCAAGAGCCACUACAAGGUACCCACUUCGUCUGGUCACUAUACCUCCUCGCUCGACCACCGCACUACCUCCUUUCAAACACGUCAGCCGACGAAUCAUUCAACGGAAGGAAGACAACAUCUCCACGACGACAACCGAUUCAUACGCAUCCCAAGGUGUAAGGUUUCCGGUCGAAUCAUUUCAGAUACCAUCGAAUACGUUGGUACCAGUCACGUUGAAUCCAAAUCCAAAUCUUUCACCUCCACCACCGAACCCGUUUCUACCUAUUAUGCCGGUCAGAGAGCUGAACAUCACCUAUCCGUUCCUGCCAAUAGGAAGAAGUAACCCAAUGCCACCUUAUUCUCCACCUAUGCUGAUCUCUCCUGCUGUGCCUCCAUUUGGCAAUGGUAACCUCAUCCAUAGGUCUUCACUCCGACAAGGUUCGUAUGUUCGAGGAAGAGAAGUGCCCGCUAUACCGCUUCCAUCCACACCAGCUCUCGUCUCAGGAAGCGCUUACGUCAGAACAGAAAACGAACAGUACCCUUAUUCCGACUUUUUAAUCGAUGGAGGAUCAAGAUCCGAGACGUCUGCAGUUGCGGUUGCAAAGCCUCACGUGGCCAAGCAUAUCCGGCCACGAUCGAUCAGCGGUCCAUACCGAGAACAUCGUGACGAACAAAACUCGUCCGAACAACUCCGCCUAUUCGCCAGGAAUCAUCCGAAUAUCGUCAAAUCUAUGACGAAAAAGACAUUUGUGAAAGAGAACCUAUUAAUUCUGCCAAAGUCCUAUAACGUUGUUGGCCAGAUCCCGACGUCAUCGAGGGCGCGAACAACACUGACACCGAACGAGAAAUUGGAUUUAUGUUGCCGUAAACGUCGUGUGAGCCCUGGAUGUCAGGCAAUGUGCAAUUUUGAGGCCCUUAAUGAUAAAACGAUGCAAAUGCAUGCUGAUUCAACUGGUUUGUAA